Messenger RNA from Pelobates fuscus (common spadefoot toad), 5698 nucleotides. It is a transcript of the gene SH3KBP1, whose product is annotated as SH3 domain containing kinase binding protein 1. The record is from RefSeq and is a predicted model, not a curated record. Gene Ontology annotation, molecular function: protein binding. Bases 516 to 2480 code for a protein of 654 amino acids. The transcript is spliced from 18 exons. NCBI's taxonomy places the organism in Eukaryota, Metazoa, Chordata, Amphibia, Anura, Pelobatidae. Gene Ontology annotation, biological process: actin filament organization; cell migration.
UAGAGAAGGAGAGCAUGGUCACUGCAUGAGCAGCAGCUGCAAAGAGAGGAGGUGUUUCAGAGGGAAAGGAAGCGCAGCCCUCAUCACAAGUCAGUCUGAGAGCCAGCAGCCAAUUCUCCAGUUGCAGAGCUGACAAUGAGCCGAACCCUUGGUCUUGUAGACUAUUUAUUGGCCCAUCCACAGCUGCAGUAAGAGCACCCAGUGCCAAGGUGUAGAUCCAGGAUAGACCUGUCUUGUUUUGUGAAUGGUGCCUGCUCUCACUGGGUGAUCAAUUAUUUAUUCAGGAAGAGCCAUUGAUGCUUUACCAAUCACCAGAGGAUACAUUAUUCUGCCGUGUUCCAUGAAGCUGUGAUAUAAAAUAUCCUUCUCCAGCUCAGAAGCAGAGCUUGUUGGGAAAAAAAGGGGGGACACUCUAUGUGACUACUGAGCAUUUACAUAUUGUUUUUCUUCUUGAUUUCACCUGGGGAAACUUUCGACUAGCACCCCUUGAAAUUAAGAGUCUUGAUACAACAUAAAUGGUGGAUGCGAUAGUGGAGUUUGAUUACAAGGCUCAACAUGAUGACGAGCUGACCAUAACAGCAGGUGACAUCAUCACCAAGAUCAAAAAAGAAGAUGGCGGAUGGUGGGAAGGAGAACUUAAGGGGAGAAGAGGACUCUUCCCUGACAACUUUGUAAGAGAACUGAAGAAAGACAUAAAAAAAGAUCUAAGUAGUAAACCACCUGACCGACCCAGCCAGAACAUUUCUAAUGGGAAUGCCUUGCUCUCAAAUGAAGCAAUUGUGCGGAGUUCCGGAAGAGGUGAACGGACCAGGCGGAGGAGGUGCCAGGUUGCAUUUAGCUAUAUGCCGCAGAAUGAAGACGAACUUGAACUCAAAGUGGGAGAAAUCAUUGAAGUCCUUGGAGAGGUGGAGGAAGGUUGGUGGGAAGGAGUCCUUAACGGAAAAACGGGCAUGUUUCCUUCCAACUUCAUCAAGGAUAUUAUGAUGGAAACCGAGAUUGGAAAUUUUGAAGACCAACCAAUAAAGCAAGGGUUUAGAGACACAGCUGGCUCUGAGAGUGAUGGCGGUGACUCCAAAUCAGACGGGACCAAUGGAAUUAGUGGCGCAGAGAACCAGGCGAAGAAAAUCAGGGGAUUUGGCUUUGGGGAUAUUUUCAAAGACAAACCAAUUAAACUGAGACCAAGGUCAAUAGAAAUGGAGAAUGACAUGGUUCUGACAGAAAAGACAACGGGGAAGAAAAUCCCUCAAACAAUGACAUCACAGGAGUCGCUAAAAAUGGAGACAGAAAGCAAAUCAAAAUCCAAAGAAUAUUGUAAAGUUCUCUUUCCAUAUGAAGCACUAAAUGAGGAUGAAUUGACAAUCCGUGAAGGUGAUAUUGUCCUUGUUCUUAACAAGGAUUGCGUAGAUGUAGGAUGGUGGGAAGGAGAAAUCAAUGGAAGAAGAGGAGUGUUUCCAGAUAACUUUGUCAAGUCACUUCCUCCUGAUUUUGAGAAAGAGAUUCAUAGACCUAAGAAACCGCCACCUCCAUCAGCUCCUGUCAACAAGUCAGGAACGAGUACAACAGAGAGAAAGCAAGAAAUAAGGAAAAUACCACCAGAAAGACCAGAGACCCUUCCACACAGGCUCGAAGAAAAGGAAAGAACAGAGCGAGAUCAUAAAGUGGUUGAUCCACUGAAACACUCAGUGCCCGCUAUACCUCCGAAGAAACCACGUCCGCCCAAGACCAACUCUUUGAAUAGACCUGGCACAUUGCCACCCAGAAGACCAGAAAGGCCAGCAGGACCUGUAACACAUGCCAGAAGUGAAAGCCCAAAGUCAGAAGUCGGAAUCAGUACUGUAUCCAGCACCCCUGACAGAGACUCAUCAGAUAAAAGCAAUGAUAUUGAUUUGGAGGGCUUUGAUUCUGUUGUGUCAGUGGGAGAGAAACUUAGUCAUCCAACCGCAUCAAGACCAAAAUCUAGUGGGAGACGUCCACCAUCUCAGUCCCUGACAUCAUCAUCCCUUUCGAGCCCCGAUUUCUUUGACUCGCCUAGUCCUGAAGAAGAAAAGGAUGACCAUGGCAACCUGCAGAUAAAAGUAGUCGACACAUCUAAAAAAACAUCUAGAUCUAUUACAUCACAAGGUACAGAUAAUAGAGCCGUUUUACCACCAAAACCAGGUGGCUUGAUAUCAAGUGUAAGUUUCUCACACGGUGCACCUGGAGCACCAUCUGCAUUCCACACUGUUGCCUCAAGUAGUCACAGGUCAAACUCUCCGUCCUUCACCAGCCCCGACUCCAGACAAAAACCUGACCAAACCCCAUCACCACUGGAAGAGUUACAGACACAAGUCAAGGAGUUACGGAGCAUCAUAGAAACGAUGAAAGAUCAACAAAAAAAAGAAAUUAAACAGUUAUUGUCUGAACUUGAUGAAGAGAAGAAGAUUCGUCUCCGAAUACAGAUGGAUGUGAAUGAGAUUAAGAAGUCUCUACAAUCAAAGUGAUUUCUGAAUGAAAAUAAAUAUAUGUAACCCUAUACUUCGGAAGUCCAUGAAUGAAACUGUUCUUCCCCUAGCCAAAAUAUAUUGGUGCCAAAUGGUUAAUUAUUUGCCUCAAACUCGCGGAAAGCACAACGGCAAUUCACCCAUCAAGGAGACUCUUGUGACAUUUGUAGACCGUGUGGCAAACGUGUUAACUGGAUAAAUCCAACUUGUGCCGACGCGUUUCUUCUUAACACUGCGAUUGAAGAAAACUCAGGCAGUUUACUUCAGAGUGGUACUUUUUCUUUCUUUGGGGGGGGUGGGAUAAUAUUUUUCCAUGAAUAAAGUGUAUUUCAAAUUGUCUGUUUACAAGCUUUAUAAUUUUACGUGUUUUGUGUACAUCUUUUAUCUCAGAUUCUUGAAUUGUUUGUACAACUUGUAGUUAAGUAAAUGUCAUUUGCUGUUUUGCUCCAAGAUGUAUCUGCUUGGAUCUCUGAUGAUGACCUCCUAUCAUGCAUAUUACAGUCCACAAAAUAUGAUAAAACGCUUAAAAAUAUUUUUUCUUUUUUUUUUUUACUGUAACUUAGAAUGUGUGUUAAACAAAAAUGGACUUUGAAGAUGCUUUGUGCCUUUUUCCCUAAAGCAAAAUUGCAAAAAAUAUUCAAUAGAAUCUUCAAGGCUCGGUGUUGAGUGAUAAGUCAAGUAGGCCAGAGGAAAAGCUGAAAGCUUGUUUCAUUGCCCAUAUUUACUUUGCAUUGGUUUUGGUUAUGAGUUUGUUCCCAAGCUGGUGCAUGCUGUCCUGGUUUUAUAUCAGAUGAUGAAUUCCCGGUAACCAAAUUUAUUUGUUGCAGUACCACAUUAGCUGCAUUACAUGUAUGCCAGUUACAAAAGAAUACUAUUGCUAAAAAAACAAAUAUACUGUGAAUAGAACAAUGAUCUAAAUUGUAAAAUAAUGUAUUGAUCGAAUUGCAAAUAUAGUUGGAAUAAUAUUCACUAAAGUUAUGAAUAUGCAGCUAUGUAGUAACUGUGGCAUUGUGUAGGAAAUAUGGUGUGUGUGUGUGAAUACACAAUGUAUUUGGAGCACCAGUGGAAUGGAAAAAUGUAGACUCUGUGAUUUUGGUUUAGUUUAACAGAUAAAACAAGUAAGAUCUGUCCUUAAAAAACAACAAAUGUAGGCACCAGUAAUAUUAGAAUACCUCACACCUACUGGGCAGCUGACUGACCUUAUGUGAUUGAAUUAAGUAUAUAAGAAAGACCGUUUCAUAAUUUUGUAAAACACAAUGUCUGUAAAAUAUUGCAGUAGAUAGGUGAAGUGUAUGAGUGCGUAACAGAGUGACAGGUGAAGAUAACUGUUGCAUUGUUUUUUAACUCCUUAAGGACCAGUAGUGAUUCAUAUCAUCCUCACAAUCUAGCAGAGUAGGCAACUUUUGUAACUCCAGAUGUUGUGGACUACAUCCCCCCUGAUGCUUUUCCAGCAUUAUGGCUGUAAGUGUAUUAUGGGAGAGGUAGCAUGGGUUGCCUACCCCUGAUUCUAGUUCUUAAAAACCCUGUGCCAGCAGAGAUUGGCCUAAUUAUUUAACUGUCCUUCGGAUUCUUGCUGAUGCUAAAGUUUUUUCUAUGGUAAAGUAGGGUCUCUAUGGGCCAGGGUGUUAUGACAGGAUAGCUGUCAUAGUUCCUUAAUGGGUUAAAAGAUGGUUGUUUUAGAAGUAUUUAACAAUACCUUUGUGAAAAGUACAAGGUCAAAUUGACAAUUAUGUUUUGCACACAAAAGAAACACAAACAGGAACCCAUACGAGAGAAUAUAUUACAGUGCAAGAGUGCCCCCUGGUGGCAUAUAUUAUAAAGACCUUGCAGUUGAACUUUGAAGAGUGAAUCAAAUGAGCAAUAGUAUUCAUUAAUUAAUAUUUCACCAUUUUUUAGGACCCAGUCAAAAUCAUUUGUGGCAGCAAAACCGAUAUACACCAAAAAGCAAUAAACACUUUGAUCUAUUUAUGAGGGCUAGAAAGUAGAAUGAAUAUAAUGUGUUGUAAUUCUGAUUGUAAAAUAAACCAAUAUCACAAAAAAAUAUUGUAUUACUAUGUGUCAAAUGAUGAGAAAGACUUCCUAAUAGAGUUUCCAAUACAGAAAUUGUCACGUUUUAUUUUUCAUGGAUACAUUUUUAUGUAUUGAGAACAAGAACUGUACUUAUCUUAUUAAAUUUAAAAACCUAGGGAAGACUGACAACGAACUACAAAGAAUAAAGUAUUACAAAUGGAAUAUUAACACAGCUACUCAAUGCUGCCAUCUACUGGUCAGGUAGACUGUGCACAUAGCACUCCAAACUUAAAUCUGUCUCUUGGUUUAUGAUGAAAUGUUUUUAUUAAUUUAUCUUAUUUUUUGAAGUCGUGAUGCUCUAUAUGUGAUAUUUGGAGUACUGUAAGAGAAGAUUAAUCAUUUGGCACUUUGAGAGCUUAAUGCCUAAUUGCCUGAAGAAAACAACAAUUGAAAGAUUUAUUACUGAUUUAUGUAAUGAGAAAGAAUAUGUUUUCGCUAUGAUUAUUUGUGUGUUUGAUAUCUAAAUCCCUCUCCUAUCAAACUGCAUGACUUUGUGAAACCAGAACACGCAGUCUGGCAGCUUUAUACAGAGAUCCCUCCGUUUUCUGUAAAUGAUGUAAAUGACUGUAAGAUAUAAAGGAAAACUGCCUACUUACCUGUUCGCUCAGGAGGGUAGGUUAGGGAUUUAUUCUGAUAGUUUUGUAUUACAUUUGUCCACGCAUGGAAUGAGUGCCUAAUUGCCAUCACUGGGGCAGAUGAAAAGUAGCCUUCCAGCAGAUGACAAGCCACAACUCCCAUGAUGCUGGGUGUUUUUAUGCAGUUGUGGUUUGACAGCAGCUAUUUGUUGGCUUGCCCUCUGCCAUUGCAUAUUGUAUUUGCGCAAACUCUACUGUGUGACUUGUGACUUUUUCAUCUGUUUCAGUCUCUUAAUUUCAUCCGAAAAGACCGUUUGUAAUUUAUUUAAUAUUUACAUCACAAAAACUGUGUAGACUAUGUUUUUGUUUUUUUUUUAUUGGCAAACCUACAAAAAGGUGAAUCAAAUAAAAUAAGGUCAUUGCUGAGAAAAAAAAAACAACAGAUCAUAGUCAUGCAUAUUAGGUGAUGUUGUUUUUAACUUGGAUUUUUAUAAUAUCUCUGGUAUUUAUGUAUUGUCACUUGCCACUCUGUUGUAAGCUUCAUGAUGAUAAAAUAGAAUGUUUUUAUAUCUA